CGCAGCGCGGAAUAUCAGUAUGGCAGUGACUCAACACGUGUGCGGUGUAAAGUAAAUCGUUGCGUCUUUACGACUCACUAGACCCAGCCUUGAUGGAAACUAACCUAUAUUUCAUUACGAUAUAGCACAUAACGAUCUCGUAGUUAGUUAUUAGUUAUUACAAGAAUACAAUACCUGAAACUCAGUGACAAUUUAAUGGUGUUUCAGUUAAACAACUCUUAUAAACCGAAUUUUUCCUAGCUGUCAUCAAGAAAAUAUGACAGGUGACCCACAGAAACACCGUGUUGUGAUCAUCGGUGCUGGAGUCUCCGGGUUUUCUGCAGCAGCAACUCUCCUGGAGAACGAUGUCUCGGACAUUGUUGUACUGGAAGCUUCCUCCAGGAUCGGCGGCAGGAUACACACCGUAGAGUUAGGAGGAAUUACAGUAGACCUAGGAGCAGAGACCAUUAACGGAAAUGUGGACAAUGCAGUGUACGAACUGGCCAACCCUCAAGAGCUUCUCGCUUCCUUCAAACCUUUCACCCAUCCCGACAUGAACAUUUACGCCAACACGUCUGGCCACAUCUUUAACACCGCCGAAAUCAAUUCUCUGGCAAAUAAACUUUAUGCAAUGUUUAAAGCUGAAGAACUAAAAAACUGCAAUGGUUCUCUUAGUGAUUAUUUCUACCCCAGGCUGGAUGAGUUUUUCCGCUCUAACAACGUGGACACGGCGAUUGGUGAGGCUCUCCGCUAUCAUAUAGAACAACUGAAGGGGGUUUAUUACGCCGUGGAUACUCUAGACCAGCUGGGAGCCUCGGGGACCACACGAUAUCGGAUGAACGAACCCGUGUCCCUCAAGUGGAAGGUCGGGGGGUACAAGACCAUCUUCGACCUCAUAUCGAAAAGAUUCCUUAGUCCUGACGAAAUUCCAGUACAGAGCAAGAUCCUCCUGAACAAGCAGGUAACAAGGAUAGAACAGCAAGGAUCAGAGGUUCGAGUAGAGACUGCGGACGGCAGCAUCUAUCUUGCCGAUCACGUGAUUGUCACCCUGCCUUUGGGCGUGCUCAAAGACGAAGCAGCGCAGAUUUUCCACCCACCACUGCCAGAACGGAAAGCAGCCGCCAUUAAAGCACUGGGUUUCGGAGGAGUCGUGAAGGUGUUCAUGCUGUUCCCGGAGCGAUGGUGGCCAACUGAUAAGAAUAUCAUUACUCCACUAUUCUCUCAGAAGGAAUUGGAGGACUUCAAAGCUAAUUCUGUCCAUGGUCAUUGGUCAGCGAGUACAGCGGUAUUCAAGCCCGUGAUAAGCAGCAACCGCAUGCUGUGUGCUUGGAUAUCUGGACCCUCGGCACUCCAUGUGGAGACUUUGUCCAAUGAUGAAAUCGAAGAAGGACUUAUGGAGUUGUUGAAUAGACUCUUAGGGAGGACUCUUAAAGUAAUGAAACCCGAGAGGAUAUUGAGGUCUGACUGGUGCAACAACCCUUUCUUCAAGGGAACCUACAGCUACCUGUCAGCGGUCAGUGAUAGACAGAACAUCACAAAUGAUGACCUCAGACAGCCUAUCCUGGACGCCAAUGACAAGCCAGUAGUCCUGUUUGCGGGGGAGGCUACUCACCCUUGCUACCAAUCCACGGUCCACGGAGCUAUUGAAACAGGUCGAAGGGAGGCUAACACCAUCAUCGACUAUCUAAAUAAACUGUAAAUUCCAAUACACUUAAUUUUGUUACAUAAGAACAAUUUUAUCUUAAUUAAACAACUGGUUUUUCAUUUGCUUU
Molecule: messenger RNA, 1751 nt
Organism: Homalodisca vitripennis (glassy-winged sharpshooter)
Lineage: Eukaryota; Metazoa; Arthropoda; Insecta; Hemiptera; Cicadellidae
Product: spermine oxidase-like
Exons: 9
Coding region: 257-1678 (473 amino acids)
Molecular function (GO): polyamine oxidase activity
Source: RefSeq, a predicted model, not a curated record